AGCUGGAUCGCGUUCGCAGCAUCGAUUGUAAAUGUCAGCAGUGGCAGUGCUUUGUUUUCUGUUUUGCUCGAAUAAAUCGACGACGGAAAUUUUCAUUGGUUGGAACUGGCGCAACCCGUUCUGAAUCACAGUUUCAACCCCAACCCGAUUCAGCAAUGUCCGACGCAACGUCGCAACCCUCGUCAUCAACGGCACCGAAAAGCUUUGCCGAAAAACAUGCCGAGCGAAUGGAGCGCUUGAAAAAACUUCACAUGCAGCGGAACGAAGCCCGGAACUCGAACCAUCAGGAAGUAAUCGCGGAAGACGAAAGGAAAAAGCUGCCAGCCAACUGGGAGGCACGGAAGCGGCAGGCAGAUUGGCUCAUCGAUGAUAGCAAAGCAAAGGCAGAAGCGGAAGCCAAAGGUUUGGACUAUAAUCGGGUGAAAUUGAUGAAAGUAUCUGCAGCAGAAGCGGAACGGUUCGAUAAGCUGAGAUCCAAGAAAAAGAAUGCCGAUCCCGGAUUUUCGGAUUAUGAAGCCCAGACGGCCCGACAGUACAAUCGGUUGGUUAAAAACAUGGAACCGAGAGAUCUGAUCAAGUAUGAAGAGCAAAAGGAAAGAUAUGGUGAUGCGUUCUACGGGGGACCAAAUGUGGUUCUGCAAGGACUUCACAAGGACACUCCGGUGGCGAUCGACAAAAUGGUCAAGGAUCUCGAGCAGCAGAUCGACAAACGGAAGAAGUUCUCGCGCAGGAGAACCCACAACGACGAUGCGGACAUUGACUACAUCAACGAGAAGAAUGCCCGGUUCAACAAGAAGCUGGAACGAUUCUACGGGGAGCACACGGCCGAAAUCAAGCAGAAUCUGGAACGGGGAACGGCCAUCUAAUUGGCGGGGCUUGGGCUUUUAAUGUUAGUUUUAAGGAUUGUGAAGAAAUAAACGCAGCAUUACUUGUAAAUUUAAAAUAAAACAUAAAAGAGAAUAACAA
This is a messenger RNA of Aedes aegypti (yellow fever mosquito), 966 nucleotides long. Its product is annotated as pre-mRNA-splicing factor Syf2. The transcript is spliced from 3 exons. Lineage: Eukaryota; Metazoa; Arthropoda; Insecta; Diptera; Culicidae. Gene Ontology annotation, cellular component: Prp19 complex; post-mRNA release spliceosomal complex; catalytic step 2 spliceosome. The record is from RefSeq and is a predicted model, not a curated record. Bases 156 to 866 code for a protein of 236 amino acids.